Messenger RNA from Moneuplotes crassus, 668 nucleotides. The record is from the annotation of a GenBank genome assembly. NCBI's taxonomy places the organism in Eukaryota, Ciliophora, Spirotrichea, Euplotida, Euplotidae.
AUUUUCUCUAUCAUGGGACAUGAAAACAGUUGUUGUGUCACUAAAAGGCAAUCUCCAGAACCUAUAGACUCAGAAUCUUGCCUUAGCAACAAAAAUAAAGCUGGAGUAUCAAGAGAUCAAAAAUGAACUAAAAACAAAAGCUCCGCUCAAGAAAUCAAAAAAACUAAAAGUGUGGGCAACUCAAAACUAAACCAGUCUCAUUAUAAUGCACAGCAUCAUUUGAAAAGAAAGAAAUUUGGGCAUUUCAACUCAAAGGUCUCGUCAAAAAGGAACUUGUAUGGUGCAAGCAAGAAACAGAAAUAAGUACAAUUCCGCCAUUGAGAAACAAACUUCCAAGAAAGAUAUGCUGGGCAAGAAAGUAGGAGAGAGCUCUUUCUGAACCCCUGCUAAAACUGAAAGCUCUAAGAUGAAGUCAAGUCCAAAUAACAGUUUUUACAUGACUUGUAAGACCCAAAAUUUUACGAGAAAAACUAGCAUAAUUAGCACAGAUAUCAUUUAUGAAGAAAUGGCAGACGAAUUUGAGAAAAUGAGAGAGAGGUACAGCUACAAGAAGUUUUCUUCUGGUGCCAAACUUCCCAAGCGUGCAUCUACAAUGUACACUAAGAUAGACGGAAAGAGAGCUGUUUGUUGCAACAAUGCAGCUGUUGAGAACUUUAAACUGAGAUAAA